Messenger RNA from Daphnia magna, 1917 nucleotides. RefSeq names its product vacuolar protein sorting-associated protein 4 (gene Vps4). Gene Ontology annotation, biological process: endosomal transport; vacuole organization. NCBI's taxonomy places the organism in Eukaryota, Metazoa, Arthropoda, Branchiopoda, Diplostraca, Daphniidae. Bases 198 to 1529 code for a protein of 443 amino acids. The transcript has 8 exons. The record is from RefSeq and is a predicted model, not a curated record. Gene Ontology annotation, molecular function: ATP hydrolysis activity; ATP binding.
UUCGCCACUAUCGGUACCUGGCGGAAAGUCAAGAUUAGUGUUGUCCUUUUUCCCCCGGAUCGUCCUCAAUUUUGGCAUCGAUUAUUCAACUAGAGUAGUACGAAAAUCUAAAACAUUGUUGAUAGAACUAUUAUUGCAUUUCUGCUUCUGUUGGCCUUUCACUGUCAGUGUAGCGUUCCACUGUUAUUUCUCAGACUAUGGCGACCAAUCCCGCCCUUCAAAAAGCGAUCGAUCUUGUGACAAAAGCGACAGAGGAAGACAAAAACAAAAAUUAUGAAGAAGCUUUGCGACUAUAUGAACAUUCAGUUGAAUAUUUUCUUCAUGCCAUCAAGUAUGGAACUCAAAGCGAACGAGCAAGAGAGACAAUUAGAGAAAAGUGCAAACACUACCUUGAAAGAGCUGAAAAGCUGAAAGAAUACCUGAAAAAAGGAAAAGACACAGGCAAGAAACCAGUAAAAGAUGGAGCUGCUCCAACAAAGAAAAAUAAUGAUAAAGAUAGUGAAUCAGAUGAAGAUGGAGACGAUCCAGAAAAGAAAAAAAUGCAAACAAAACUAGAAGGAGCUAUAGUGAUGGAGAAGCCAAAUGUAAGCUGGUCAGAUGUAGCUGGCUUGGAAGGAGCUAAGGAAGCCUUAAAAGAAGCUGUUAUUUUGCCCAUCAAAUUUCCCCAACUGUUUACUGGCAAAAGAACACCUUGGAAAGGAAUUCUUCUAUUUGGGCCGCCCGGUACUGGCAAAUCAUAUCUAGCUAAAGCUGUUGCCACUGAGGCCAACAAUUCGACAUUCUUUUCCGUCUCAUCAUCUGAUUUAGUCUCGAAAUGGCUUGGCGAAUCAGAAAAACUUGUACGCAAUUUGUUUGAGCUGGCUCGAGCUCACAAGCCAUCAAUCGUUUUCAUCGACGAGAUAGAUUCCCUAUGUUCGACUCGCUCAGAGAAUGAAUCAGAAUCAGCCAGAAGAAUUAAAACAGAAUUUCUUAUUCAAAUGCAAGGUGUUGGCAAAGAUCAGCAAGGAAUCCUAGUUUUGGCUGCAACGAAUAUUCCAUGGGUUCUGGACUCGGCAAUAAGACGACGUUUUGAAAAACGUAUUUACAUUCCCCUUCCGGAAGAACCGGCUAGAUUGAACAUGUUUAAAUUGGCUUUUGGAGAUACUAAACAUAGCCUGACAGAAGAAGAUCUACGAUUGCUUGCCAAGAAAACUGAAGGAUUUUCUGGUGCGGACAUCACAAUAUUGGUAAGGGACGCUCUAAUGCAACCUGUUCGAAAAGUUCAGUUGGCAACUCAUUUCCGACGUGUAAGAGGCCCAUCUACUGCCGAUCCAAAAGUUAUCGUUGACGAUCUACUUACACCGUGUAGUCCUGGAUCCCCUGGUGCCAUUGAAAUGAAUUGGAUGGACGUUCCGGGAGAUAAACUAUUGGAACCACCUGUCACUAUGAGUGACAUGUUACGAUCUUUGGCAACUUCAAAGCCGACCGUUAAUGAAGAAGAUCUGGUUAAAUUGCAAAAAUUCACAGAAGAUUUUGGACAGGAAGGAUAAGUUGGCACCUGGAAUGCUGGAUCAAGCCUGGCAUGGUGGGCAACGCGUAAAUAAACUUCUUUUAUUUUCAUCACGCUUACCCUCUUGUACGCCUAUAUACAAAAUCUGUUGGCCCACCCUGUUAUACUGAUGUAAAUGUGAUUUUCUUUUUCCCUGUCUUUCCGUUUGGGUUUGCAGAAAUGGUCGGAUUACGAGAAGAAUUAUGAUGGAGCCUUCAGUUUCUCCAAAGCAAAAGUUAAUUUACAUGAUAUGGUGUCCUAUUAUUUUUUUUUUUUUCUAAUCCUCAAAACCAAUAGCUGAUGUGAAAGAAAAGACAACCAACACGCCCCAAAUUGAAAAAAAUGAUCGGUUAUGAAUUGUAAAAUUAAAAUAAAUGCUUCUGAACUUA